Molecule: messenger RNA, 1317 nt
Organism: Aspergillus melleus
Lineage: Eukaryota; Fungi; Ascomycota; Eurotiomycetes; Eurotiales; Aspergillaceae
Product: acyl-CoA dehydrogenase
Exons: 3
Coding region: 1-1317 (438 amino acids)
Cellular component (GO): mitochondrion
Molecular function (GO): acyl-CoA dehydrogenase activity; flavin adenine dinucleotide binding
Source: RefSeq, a predicted model, not a curated record
AUGGCCUCUAUCACUCGUGCGUUGCGGCCUUUGUCCCGCACUGCUCCCUCCCUCCGUUCGGCCGCGAGACGGCCGUUUCCCUACCGAUUCGCUCAAAGCACCGCCCCCACAUUCUCAACCACGUCCCUUCGACAGGACCCCGACCUCUCGCAUCUAACCCCGACCCCGAUCUCGCUCCUCUCGGAGACAGAGACCUUCCUCCACGAAUCCGUGUCCAAGUUCGCGGCGGAGCAAAUCGGCCCCAAGGUUCGCGACAUGGACGAAGCCGAGGCCAUGGACCCGACGAUCGUCGAGCAGCUCUUCGAGCAAGGGCUCAUGGGCAUCGAGCUGCCGGAGGAGUACGGCGGGGCGGGGAUGAACUUCACGGCGGCGAUCGUGGCGAUCGAGGAGCUGGCUCGGGUGGAUCCCAGCGUGAGUGUGCUGGUGGAUGUGCACAAUACGCUCGUGAACACGGCGAUCUUGAAGUACGGUGAUGCUCAGGCGCGUCGGACGUGGUUGCCCAAGUUGACGACGGGGACGGUUGGCUCGUUUUGUCUGUCCGAGCCGGCGUCCGGGUCCGAUGCGUUUGCGCUGCAGACCAAGGCCGAGAAGACGGCGGAUGGGUAUAAGUUGAAUGGGUCGAAGAUGUGGAUUACGAAUGCGAUGGAGUCCGGGAUCUUCAUUGUCUUUGCGAACUUGAACCCGAGUCAGGGGUAUAAGGGAAUCACGGCGUUCAUUGUCGAGAAGGAUACGCCUGGUUUCUCGAUUGCGAAGAAGGAGAAGAAGUUGGGUAUUCGGGCGAGUAGCACCUGCGUGCUGAACUUUGAUGAUGUCGUCAUUCCCAAGAGCAAUCUGCUCGGCGAGGAGGGUCAGGGUUACAAGUACGCUAUUAGUGUGCUGAACGAGGGCCGUAUUGGUAUUGCUGCCCAGAUGACGGGUCUGGCUCUGGGUGCUUGGGAGAACGCUGCUCGUUACGUCUGGAACGACCGCCGUCAAUUCGGCCAACUGAUCGGUAGCUUCCAAGGCAUGCAACACCAGCUGGCCCAGGCCUACACCGAGAUCGCCGCGGCGCGCGCUCUCGUCUACAAUGCCGCUCGCAAGAAGGAAGCCGGCCAGGACUUCGUCCAGGACGCCGCCAUGGCCAAGCUGUACGCCUCCCAGGUUGCGGGUCGCGUGUCCGGGUCCGCCGUCGAGUGGAUGGGCGGCAUGGGAUUCGUGCGUGAAGGCAUCGCUGAGAAGAUGUUCCGCGACAGCAAGAUUGGCGCCAUUUACGAGGGAACGAGUAACAUCCAACUGCAGACCAUCGCUAAGCUCCUGCAGAAAGAGUAUACCCAAUAA